Messenger RNA from Penicillium subrubescens, 2481 nucleotides. Its product is annotated as putative dynamin GTPase. Gene Ontology annotation, cellular component: membrane; cytoplasm; microtubule. The record is from RefSeq and is a predicted model, not a curated record. The transcript has 3 exons. Gene Ontology annotation, molecular function: GTP binding; GTPase activity; microtubule binding. The coding region runs from base 1 to 2481 and encodes 826 amino acids. Lineage: Eukaryota; Fungi; Ascomycota; Eurotiomycetes; Eurotiales; Aspergillaceae.
AUGGCCCCUCCCUCCGCACAGAUGGAUUACGAAAAAUCCUGGCUGGGAAAUAGCCUCUUCGUGGAGGGGCCAUCGACCAUCGAUGGUUCCCCUCAAGUGACAAACGGCUUCGAUGUCAUGACGUUCGACAUGACUGACCUGGUCAGAAAAAUUCAGGAACUGAGUCACCUGGGUAUCGAGGACAAUAAAAUUGCCCUCCCCAAGAUCUGUGUGGUCGGUGACCAAAGUACUGGCAAGAGCUCUCUCAUCGAGGGUAUUUCCGAAAUCCAGGUUCCUCGCAGUGCAGGCACCUGCACUCGUUGCCCUAUGGAAAUCAACCUCUCGGAAAGCAAACCUGGGGAGGCAUGGAAGUGUGUUGUGUACCUCUCCCGCAGAUACUGGUAUGAUCCUUCUAAGCAGAUGCGGGCUGUUCCACGAAAGGCUCAGUCGCUGGGACCCUGGGUUCCUAUCGGUGGGCGAGAUGAAGAGGUCUUCAUCACUCUGACUAACAAGUCAGAAGUUGAAAAUGCGAUCAAGUGGGCGCAGAUUGCCAUCUUGAACCCCAACAGCGAUUCUGAAAUCUACAUUCCCGGGAAGAACCAACGAUCCGCUGAUACAACCGCUGUGAAGUUCUCGCCGAACGUUGUGCGUCUGGACAUUUCCGCCCCUGGAUUCCCGGCCUUGUCAUUCUAUGAUCUACCGGGCGUUAUCAGUCAGCCCGAGCAUGAUGACGAAACAUAUCUUGUCGGCCUUGUCGAGAACCUCGUGAAGCACUAUGUCUCGCAAGAGAACUGUAUUGUGCUAUUGACUUUAACUAUGACUGACGAUGCCACCAACUCGAGUGCCGCAAGGCUGAUCCGGGACAUCAAGUCAGCAAAGGAGCGCACUCUGGGUGUCCUGACCAAGCCCGAUCGUAUCUCUGAAAUGGAAUCCUUCGAUCAAUGGAAGGAAAUACUUGCGGGAGAAAAGUUCAAACUUGGCCAUGGAUAUUUUGUUGUACGAAACAACCAAGAUCCUAAGGUAGAUCACGCGAAGGCCCGGAUGGAAGAAGACGUGUUCUUCUCAGACCCAUUCUGGGUGGGAAUGAUGUCUCAAUAUCGGGACCGCUUCGGAGUUCGGCGCCUGCAGACGGCUUUAUCUGCCAUAUUGAUGGACCAGAUUCAAAAAUGCCUGCCAUCCAUCAUCGCGAAAAUCAACGAGAAGGCAUCUCGGAUUGAUGCGGAGCUUGCGACUCUCCCCGAUCCACCUACGGAGAAUUAUCAGCGGAUUCUGAUCGAGAAGGUCACUAAGCUUGGUAUGAAGUUCCGUGGAGUUUUCGACGGGGGUUCUGGCUAUGGAAAAUCAAGCAACAUGCUCCCAAAGUUCUGGAAUCGUCUCGCGAUGGACUUCCAGAAGUCAUUGGCAGUAACAAAGCCGACAUUGAUCACGGUUACUGCCUUCGACGUUGAAAUAAAGCCGGAGAGAAUGGAUGGUGACUACGAUGCGAUGGCCAUUCAAACGCCACCACGCUUCAAGCGUAAAGCGCCUGGCACAGAUUCCAGACCUCCAGAUGUACAAACUCACGCCAACGUGGUCACCAUUCCAGAGUCUAUCUACUUGACAAAGGAUGUCUUCGACAAGUGGAAUGGAGCCAGCCGAAGGUUCACCUUGAGUGAAAUUCGAGAUAUGAAAGAAGAGUCGCACCGGGCUGGGAUCCCGAACCAGAUUGACCCCAGCGCGAUCGAGGCCCUUAAUCGCGCAAGCGUUAAGCACUGGGAUGGCCUAACCAGUACUUUUGUGGUUGCAACCUGCAACCUCGUGAUGAGGGUACUGGGCAUGAACCUAGAUGAGGAGAUUGCUCAGUAUCACCAAACUGGCCUCUACCGGGAACUUCGUCGCGUGAUCAAUGAGUUUGUCACACAGCUUCGGACGGAGUUCUUGGAUGAUGCCAUGGCACAUUACCAGAUCGAGCAUCAGAAGCCAUUCACAAUGGCUCAGUCGCUUCACAAGGAAGCACAGAAGACUGCUCUUCGGGGAUUGAUCAAUGGGCGAAACCGUUCACGCGCGAAAACCUUCCUUCGAGGCGCCGGAUAUGACCCGGACGACGAAACGAAUAUUUCCAAGACAAUUGAGAAACUCAUUCCCGACGGGUAUUCCCAGGAGAUUGAGAUGAUGGCGAGUUCACGGGCAUAUUACGAGAUUGCGAGCUCCCGUUUUCUUGAUGUAAUUUGUCAGUCGGCUCACGCUAAGGUGUUCUCGAAAUGCCGUGAUGAGUUGAUCCAUGUGAUCAAUGCCGAGUUGAAUGCCAAUUCCGUCGAGAGGUGCAUGGAACUGAUGGCUGAAGACCCCGAGCGGCAACGGCGUCGAUGCACCCUCAUCAGUGAGCGAGCCAAGCUGAGCAAGGCUCAGGAAUGGAUCAAUUCCAUCCACCACAAGGACGGAGAUGAAGACAUGACGACCACGGAUAACACUGUGGCAGAUGGCUUUUCGCCAAUGGAUGACUGGGUGGAUGAGUGUGUCUAA